UUAUAUUUAUUGAUAUUAUUAUUUUAUUUUCUCUUUAUGAAAUUGAAUUGAAAAGACUAGUUAAAAAUAUGACUACUAUUAGGCCUUUUAAUUGCGAAGACAUGUUAAAAUUUAAUAAUGUAAAUUUGGAUCCUCUUACUGAAACCUACGGGUUAUCAUUUUAUACACAAUAUCUUGCACACUGGCCUGAAUACUUUCAAGUUGCGGAGUCUCCAAGCGGAGAGAUCAUGGGUUACAUAAUGGGUAAAGCUGAAGGGCAUGGUGAAAACUGGCAUGGACAUGUAACAGCACUCACUGUCAGCCCAGAUUUCAGAAGACUGGGCCUUGCCGCUACCCUAAUGAAUAUACUUGAAGAUGUUUCUGAAAAAAAGAAGGCUUACUUUGUAGAUUUAUUUGUGAGAGUGAGCAACAAAGUAGCUAUAAAUAUGUAUAAAAACUUGGGAUAUAUUGUGUAUAGAACUGUCUUAGAAUAUUAUUCAGGAGAUCCGGAUGAAGAUGCCUAUGAUAUGAGAAAAGCAUGUUCCCGAGAUGUAAAUAAGAAGUCAGUUAUACCUCUAACACAUCCUGUGCGGCCAGAAGAUGUAGACUGA
Messenger RNA from Achroia grisella, 590 nucleotides. RefSeq names its product N-alpha-acetyltransferase 20 (gene Naa20A). Gene Ontology annotation, molecular function: protein-N-terminal amino-acid acetyltransferase activity. The coding region runs from base 69 to 590 and encodes 173 amino acids. The record is from RefSeq and is a predicted model, not a curated record. Gene Ontology annotation, cellular component: NatB complex. Gene Ontology annotation, biological process: N-terminal peptidyl-methionine acetylation. Lineage: Eukaryota; Metazoa; Arthropoda; Insecta; Lepidoptera; Pyralidae. The transcript has 5 exons.